This is a messenger RNA of Arabidopsis thaliana (thale cress), 1368 nucleotides long. Its product is annotated as Transducin/WD40 repeat-like superfamily protein. The coding region runs from base 89 to 1171 and encodes 360 amino acids. The transcript is spliced from 10 exons. The record is from RefSeq and is marked reviewed. NCBI's taxonomy places the organism in Eukaryota, Viridiplantae, Streptophyta, Magnoliopsida, Brassicales, Brassicaceae.
UUAGUUUUGGUUUGUUUCGGUUAGCCUUUUUUAGCUCAAUUUAGAGCUUGAAACUGAGCAAUCGCCGGAGAAACUCUCACUCACAGUUAUGGCUACGGCAAUGGAAGAGCCAAGGAAGCUGAGAGGCCACAAAUCAACUGCCACUUGUUGUAUAGCUUCUCGUGACCGGCCUGGAAUUGUUCUCACUUCCGGCGAGGAUGGUUGCAUUUGCUGGUUUGAUUUGCGAUGUAAAGAUGUUCAAUUCAUCAUCGAUGUUGGAACAGAACCAGUUUCAUCUCUUUGUUUCAAGACAGGUAAUGAGAACAUUCUCUAUGCUUCUUGUGGAAACGAAAUCAAGUCUUUCGAUGUUCAUACGCUAAGUGCUACUUCUUGGAAGCCAUUAGAGAGUUACAAUUACAACAAAGAUGAAGUUAACCAGGUAGUAUGUAACGGAAGGUCGUCUUUUCUUGCUUCUGCAGAUGAUUCCGGCGAUGUUAAGAUCAUCGACCUUGGUCAGAAAUGCCUUUAUAAAACCCUUAGAGCUGGUCACACAAGUAUAUGUAGUUCUGUACAAUUCAUUCCAUGGAGACCUUGGGAAGUUAUAACUGGUGGACUUGAUUCAAAGCUUGUUUUAUGGGAUUUCUCAAAAGGUCGCUCGCAAAAGAUUAUAGACUUUGGAUCUGAUACAAAUAAUAACUCGGGACAAUGCCUAAACCCUGCGUUUGUUCACUCAAUAGCAAUACCGGAAAUGGACAUGGUUGAUAAGUUAGACAAGAUAUGUGCGGUUGCUAGAGGUGAUGGAAUUGUCAAUUUGAUCAAUAUCGAAUCAGAACUUUCCCGAAAAGGAACAUCAUCAAAAGGAAGUAGCAGCAGCAGCAGCAACAAUGUGGUCAAAAGGGUUUGUUUAGACUACUCUGUUGGUGGACACAAUUCUGCUGUUUCUUGUGUAGCCUUUUCUCUGUUUCAGGAGAAAGGUAGAUUCUUAAUCUCUGGUGGUAAUGAUAAAACAGUCAAAAUCUGGGAUUGCUUUAAAUGUCUUGAUCCAAACAACAACAACAAUAACAGUGAUCUCCUCCAUUUGAAUAUUAACCUAAGCAAGAAGGUGAAUUGGCUUUGCACGAAUCAAUCUGAUUCUGAGAAUCUUGUAGUGUGUGACACAACAAGAGUAGUUAAGGUUUACUCAAUCUCUUAAAUAGGCCUGAUGGGUCCAUAAAAAUAGUCUAAAAGCUUCAUCCUUUUUGACAUUGUUAUUAGUCUAAGAGAUUCAUUUUUAUUUUUGACAUUAGAAUGGUUGCUUGAUCUACAAGUUAGUUUAUUUUUUUGUUUGAUAACCAAAUUAUAAAGAAUGAUUACAUUUAAUUAUUGAAUUGUUAAAUUCUUUUACUAUCA